Molecule: messenger RNA, 12512 nt
Organism: Paramuricea clavata
Lineage: Eukaryota; Metazoa; Cnidaria; Anthozoa; Malacalcyonacea; Plexauridae
Source: the annotation of a GenBank genome assembly
AACACAUACUUGGUGAACGCAUUGUGGGCGAAACAUCAGGAGCGCAUUUAACAUAUCGGUGAGUAAUCUUUUGUUUUUUUUUUACUUGUUGUUUACUAAUUGUAGUAAUAGUGUACACAAAUUGUUGUUUGCCGUUUAGCGCAGCUUCGCUGACGAGGCGACGUACUGCGGUCAUUUUUUGAACGCGAGACUUAUGUCGAGCACUUUUAAUUAACACCAUGAAAUUUGCAGCCGUAGACGCACGUUAUUCAUAACACUGGUUAACACGCAAUUAUUUGACAGUGUAAAUCUCUUCUUGUCAAAGUUUUAUGAUGUGAAUUCAGCCGCUCAUUCUCUGCCGUGCUUUGUGUCUGAACUACCUGAAAGAGAUUUCUCAAACGUGGUGGUCCAGUGUGGGUAGUUUUCUACAAUAAGCUGUCGUGGUUUGUGUCUGAGGUCUGAUCUACCUGAAAAGAUAUCUCAAACGUGAUGGUCCAGUGUUGGUACUCUACAAUAAGCUGUCGUGGUUUGUGUCUGAACUACCUGAAAAAGAUACCUCAAACGUGGUGGUCCAGUGUAGAUAGUGAUUCUACAAUAAGCUGUUGUGGUUUUUGUCUUUACUAGCUAAAAAGACUAAAUUAAAUACUUCGAUGUUUUAGUAAUAAAAAAACUUACGUCAGGAUUGCUACUAAUUUCUUGACGAAGCGCCUUCACAGGUGGAAUUGUUUUAAUUUUGUCAGGGAGUUCAGGCCCAAACCAAUUCAAACUGAUGUACCCAUUGUACCCACGUUUCAGACAAACCACGACAGCUUAUUGUAGAAUACUACCCACACUGAACCACCACGUUUGAGAUAUAUUUUUGGAGUAGUUCAAACACAAACCACGACAGCUUAUUGUGGAAUACUACCUACACUGGCGGCGACCACCACGUUUGUGAUAUGUUAAUUUGCAGGUAGUUCAGACACAAACCACGACAGCUUAUAAUUGUAGAAUACCACUGACCUACAAUGGACCUCCACGUUUGAGAUAUUUUAUGUCUGAUCAGUUCAGACAUAUAAAUAAAUCAUGGCAGCUUAUUGUAGAACACUACCUACACUGGACCACCACGUUUGAGAUACCUUUUUCAGGUAGUUCAGACACAAACCACGACAGCUUAUUGUAGAAUACUACCUACACUGAACCACCACGUUUGAGAUAUCUUUUUCAGGUAGUCAGUCAGACACAAACCACGACAGCUUAUUGUAGAAUACUACAUACACUGAAUCCUCGCGUUUGAGAUAUCAUUCUUUAUGACUAUCUUGACCGGAAAAGCGGAAAAUUGAAAAGAGUCGCUUUCCACCGUGAUACGCUGGCCAAACGGAACCAACAACUUGGUUUCACAUUCAGACAUUCUCUGGCUCUGUACAAUCUGCGGUUAUAUCAUUCUUGGUGAAAAACCACACAUCGGAAAUGCCAGAUCCAGAAGUUAAACGUCUCAAUGCUAUUCAUUUGAUUUCAAGCUUGUUUCAAUUGCGCUUCUUCCUGAUUUGCGGUAUUUUUCCAAGCGUCAUACAAAAUUAUGAAUACGACAUGUAUUUUGCCUCAGACAAUUUCCUGUGAUAAUGAUGCACGCAAGCACUGAUGUGGAUUCGAAAAAAAGGCGCUAACCGAACAUUUAUAUACGAUUGAGAUGACAUCUAUACUAAGUACAGAGCCAAGGACUCGAGCUAAAAUGAAAUAAAAUUAAAUAACUCAAAUAAAAACCAGUGUUUAAAGUCAUAAAGAGCGUGACGGCGUACUAUCCAGAACUCAUUAAUAAUGCAUGAGGAAAUUAGCCCAGCCGCAUAUUGCUUUAUUUUGCUCACAUGAUAAUACUUGAUUGUAGUGGAUACCUGAUGAUGAAGUAUAUUGAUAUAGUCCUAGGAUCAAAAUGAAUUCAGUGUAUAAAGUAUUGAUAUUUAACAAAUAUAAAACAUUUUCCGUGUUGAUAUACAGUUAUAUCAACACGAGCGGAAAUUGGGAAAACGAGAAAUUAAUUGUCACACAAUUUCGAGUUUUCCCAAUCCCCCCACGACUGUUGGUAUAACUGUAUAUUAAUAGGGAAAAAAUGUUGGGUUUUUUAUAAUAUACUGACGAAGAGAUAUACAGAAAUAUUAAAAUGUUUCGUGUUGAUAUUGAGUUAUAUCAACACGGCUCUUAACCAAUCAGCGUUCAUAGUUUACAAAUGCUAUAUUAUAAAUUCAUAUAUGAUUAUGAGAUCGUAUGAGAUGACAAAAGUGGGUGGGGCACACCCACCCCCACCCCCAGUUCCACGACCCCUGCAUUCAACUGUUUAAGUUGUUUAUUAGAAUUGUAUGGUUUGGUCGUUGUAUCAUGCAGUUUUCAACGCCGGUAUGAAUUAGUGUGAACCAUAUAAUCAUAUUUAAGUCAAUUUGCAGAGGAACCGCCGGUUGGAGUUCUUCGCGGGGCACCUCGUUAAAUUGGCCAACUUUUGGUUUAUGAACCUUUGCAAUAAUGGGAUUUUCAUCCCACACAUUCUUUCGUUUCAUUUGAUGACGGAAGAACGUUUUGGGGCCAGUUGCCAACCGUGAAUACUUCGCGAAAUUUGGGGGCGGGGGCGAAUAAGGUUGGGGGGGGGGAAUAAGAUUGCCCUUUGCAGCUGGAGAUCUUAGUUCGUUAAUAUUUGUUGAAAUUUCAUACAAUGUAAAAUAGACUACCAAUGUUUUCAUGAUUGAAGAAUUAUCGUCACAGCUUUAUAUUACACAGUUAUUCAGCUCUCUUUCAAAUCCUUUCGGAAUUUAUUUGGAAAAGGGUUGCUCCCGUCCCCCUUCCCCCGUCUCUCCUGACCCCAUCACUACCUGUUAUGAUGAAGCCCAGAUAUGGAUAGAAUAACGAUUUUUUAAAUCUUUUUAUAAAUUCUUGAGAAGCUUUGAGACUACGGAUGUGAACCCCACAAUGUAUAUAAAAAGACUAUGAGUUAUAAAUACUAAAUAAUUUAUCUAGUUUACAUUAACAAUCGGCAAAUUCUAGAAGAAAAUCACUAGAUACCGCCAUCCGGAUUUCGUUGACAACCGAACCCAGAACCGAUAUAUAUAUAGUCAGGCAAAUACUGCUACUGAAUCAAUAAGGAACUACCCUUGACCUCCAGAGAAAACAGUUUAGAACUGAUAUAGAGCUAUCCAGUAUAAAUGAAGUUAGUUUAGUUUAGGUUUCCUCCUGUAGUAACAUUGGAUCAAUAUAAGAGGUGAUCCUUACUGGACCUCUAGGAAGAACAGUUUAGAACUGAUAAAGUUAUCCAGUAUAAAUAAAGUUAGUUCAGUUUAGGUUUCCUCCUGUAGUAACAUCCUGUUUAGGUUACCUCCUGUAGUAACACUGGAUCAAUAAGAGAUGAUCUUUACUGGACCUCUAGGAAGAACGGCCGGUUUAGAACUGAUAGAGCUGUCCGGUAUAAAUAAAGUUAGUUUAGGUUUCCUCCUGUAGUAACACUGGAUCAAUAAGAGAUGACCCCUACUGGACCUCUAUAGGAAGAACAGUUUAGAACUGAUAGAGCUAUCCAGUAUAAAUAAAGUUAGUUUAGUUUAGGUUUCCUCCUGUAGUAACACUGAAUCAAUAAGAGAUGAUCCUUACUGAUCCUUUACGGAGAAUUACUGGUCAGUAGAACCAGGGACGCCGGAACUGGGGGGUGGGACAGGAGGGGCAGCCGCCCCCGUUGCCCUUUACCAGGAGGGGCAAGGGGGGGGGGCAAAGGUGCCCUUUCAAUUUAAAGGAUUGCCUUAGCGAAAUAGCGAAUUGUCAGAAAUGUUAGUGCAAUUCUUUUACGAAUUUGCUUGAGAAAACGCAAGAAAUGCAGUCAUCGAGCUUCAAGAGUAGCACAAUCGCCUGGCGGAGAACACCCUCACACCCCUAUCAUCCAAUAAAUAGAAAACAUGAUCAAGGUUGGGUUGUAGCGAAGUAGUUGUAGUUCGCUACUGUAGCGAACUACAAUUUUCAAGUAGCCAGUAGUUUUUUACUACUUUUUUAAAACAGUAGCUGUAGUUAUAGCGAACUACAUUUUGCCUAAAAGUAGCCAAGUAGUUGACUACUUUUCAAACAGCGAAUCGCUAUUCGCUACUUUUUAAAAUUGUUAGGAACUUGAUAGAAUAGCAUGAUAUUGAGACACGGUUUGCUUAAAAUCAGUACUCAAUAGUCAAUUUGCACUCCUGAACACUGUAGUGCUUACAAAAUGUUGCUUUGUGUUUACUGUUGCUACUCGUAAGUCGAUUUGUUAUAGAUUACAUUGCAGCCUGAGUUAGUAGAUGCUCCAAAUAUAGUAAACCUAAAAAAUAUAGUGUAGCGAAAUAGCGAAAUAAUUCGCUACAUUUUUUAAGCAGUAGCUGUAGUCAGUAGCGAACUACCUUUGUUCAAAAGUAGCAGUAGUUGUAGCUGACUACAUAUUUUUGAAGUAGCUGUAGUUAUAGCGAACUACAAAAAUUUUGUAGUCAACCCACCCUUGAACAUGAUUAGGUGAAGUUCAACUCCCGAUGUUUUGCAAACAUCUCUUAGUAUAUAUCAAUUCAAAAAUGCCCUUUCACGAAAAUCUGCCCCCCUUGCCUUCACAUCGUUCCGCGGCGUCCCUGAGUAGAACUACCACUACAGUAUAAAAAAAGUUACAUUGUAGUAAAUUUUUCUAAUUAGAUUAUUCAGAUAAUAACUUAGUUUGAGUUUAAUCUUGGUGUGAUUUACAAGAAAUUCCGUUUUAUUAAAUGCCGCUUCCGUACCGCACUUUUCUGUAAAAAGUUAAAAUUGUGGUUAAUGUCGGUAUCAUGACCGCGCGUCAUGUGAAUAUCCGGUUUUAAAAGCCUGCUUCACCUGGUUCUAAUAAUUUUUUAAGUUAUGUCCUUAAGGGGUUUGGGGCUUGAGUAAAAAACAAGCGCGAGGAAUGAGGCGAAAAGGUUUGCUUUGCUUGCCUACAUCUCAUAACUUCUCAAAGUUUGUGAAGUUAUCUAAAACACGCUCAAACUUUACAUUGCACUAUACCACAAGUAUAAACGAACCGUUCAUUUUUCAAAACUGAAGGGAAACCAUCACAGCAUAUCGUUGUCUCGGAACCACAAUUAUAAACGUUCAUAAAUUAAGUCAAAUUUCUCUUUAGUAACUUCACUAUACUCGGGUUCAUCUGAGACAUUAUACCUCACUUGAAGACGUUUACCUUGAGGACUUUAAUUAUCGUGUCUCGUUUUUCGACUCAUUAAAGUGCUUAUUCUCGUUCGCGUGUCUCAUUAAGAAAUGAAAUGUUGUAGAAAAUAUCUUAAUCCACUGAAUUCACAUGUAAUUUCUCGGAAUUUACAUGCUCAUUUUGCGACAGUGCAAAUACAUGUGCACAGAUUGGCAACAUUCAUUCAAGCAAAAUGGGCAUGCAACAAUAAUUCAAUUUUUCGCGUGUGCCAUGCAUCAUCGACACAAUCCUGAAAUUGAUUGCAAAACACUUACGCUAUGUUUCAACGGUAUACUUGUGUCAAUUGUUUAUGCGAAUAGAAGUCUGAAUAACAGAAAUAGUCAGACAAACUAAUUAAGAUUUCAAUCGUACCUCGGUAAUAAUGUUUUAAAAAAUUUGUUGCUGAGGUUAAAUUGCCUGAGCCAGUAGUAUAGUAUAUACACAUGCGUUGUAUUGGAUAAACAAUUUUGUCUUAUAUUAUUUGGCGCCACCCUAAACUUAUUUCCGAUUGGAAUUUUAGUUUUUUAUCUAUUACUUCGGAAUUUUUUCACAGCUAGCUUAGGCUUUAAGCUCACACGGUAUUAAAAUAGGGAAAAAGUUAUUUCUCUGACCUCAGAAUGACAUUUCGUCAAAAAAAUUUUCUUCAAGAUUGGUUUAGAAACAAACUUGGAGUAGGGUUAGGUUAGGGUUAGGAUAAGGAUUAGGGUUGCUAUUAGUGUUAGUAACACCGUUGUUUUGUUGCGUUUUGUCACUCUGAGGCCAGCGAAAUAACCUCUUCCUAUUAAUAGCCGCGAAUAAUUGUGAUUUGGCGAUAUGCGCAAACUUGCGCGGACAAAAGUUGAUGAGAAUUUCAUUUCAUUCGUAUUCUUCAGCAAUUUAAAAUAAAUGAAUGAUAUUUGGUGAGAAAAUUGAACUUAAAGUUUAUGUAUAAAUCUUUCGCCACGAAUUAUUAAUGAGUUUCGCAAUGCCAUAUUCAACAAUGUAUAUUAUUUGCUUGUACACUUGUCAAGCAGCAUGCAAGUGUUUAUAAACGACGAUUACUUUACGUGCAUUUUACAACAGCAAGGAUUUACUGACUGUUUUUCGCUUAGUUUUAAUUUCAUUGAAUUGCUUCGCGCAAGAGCAUUGAAGGAGAAGGCAUUAUUAGUUCGUGCGAAGCAGGCAUUAUUAAUUCUGCAAGGCGCUUCCAAGCUGUCGCCAAAAUUAAAUUGAAUGACAUAUCUCUUGCUCCAAUGAUGGCAGGUCAGAUAUGUUGAUUACCUUAUAAUUACCCAGCAGAAUUUACUCUACCCGUAAAUUCGAUUACCGCUGCGCGAAUAUAGGUCGCAAAAGCCCGAAGGGAAAACCAAAUUUGCGCAAAAAAUUCUAACUAUGCAUGGUCUAUGGAACCGCACGUUAUUUUUAGAGGCCCCAGAAAGGGACACGCAUAUUCGGUGAUUUAGUUUCGAUGCCUGCAAAAUAAUUGCAUCGAAUUUUAGGUUUCUAGGACCAAUUAGAUAUUAUAACAGUUUUGUUAGUGGAAACACCACGUAAAUUUAUUACUGCAAAGCUUUCGAUCCGUACGUAAGCCCGGCCGAUCUUCAUCAGUGCUAAUAAUAUACGUGGUGUUUCGCCAUGCAAACAUACAAGGAAUCAAUUAGAUAUUGUUAAAAUAUCUGGCCUGAGUCAAUGACAAUGAGAUCGUCUGGGCAAAUCCAAAAGGUGCCACUCUUCUCAUGUCAAAGAUAUCUGAUAGUGGGGCAAUGACAAUGUCAUUUAACUCCAUCUCAAAUCACUUAGCUAAAAGAUAUCAAAAACAAUUAACUCACUUACAAAAUUUUUAAAAAUCACUUAUUAAGCUACUUUAUCUUCAACAAAAUAAUUAUGCUCUGCAUCUGAAGACUUGUAUAGAUAUAAAUUUACCUGCAACUCAUUUGUAACUGUAAAUAAUUACCUGCGACUUAAUCUAUACCUUUUCCAUAUAUUAAACUUACAGGCAGGGGCGAAACUUGAGGGGGUAUGGAGGGGGGUGACACCCCCCAAAAAAAAAUAUACUGGAUCAUCAGGAUUGGCAGGGCGAAUGAUCUGGAUUGGCAGGGCAAUCAAAGAUUUUAAAUGAUAGAAUGUAGAGUUAUUAAGUAACUUUCAGGGCUUUCAGAGGGAAUUGAAUAGAAUUUAUAGACCUAAAUAAGGGCUCCCCCCGAAGUAAAAGGGGCUAGUUUCGCCCCUGCUUACAGAGUAUAGAUUCACAAUAUUGUAUAUACAUAUAUUUUAACUUAACUAAUGAAGGCCAUCUGGAAAAAUACUUGUAAAGAUGUUUUACCCUCCCAAACUAUGAAAAAAUUGGACCACACCAGUGCACAUGCGACUGAAGUGAAGUUAUAAACAACUCGGCCUUGCCUAAGUUUGCCAUCCUAGUCUCAGAGAUGAAAGGAACAAACAUCCCAAUGAACUCGUUUUCAAAUAUGACAACAAAAACGUAUAUAAUGAGUUUUUAUCGCGCUCUUUGAACCAAUUUAAAGUCAGCAUUCUGCUAGCCUAUGUUGUAGACCCCAGCAGAAACACGUUUCGUACAAACACGCAGAAACAUGUUUCGUUACACCGUAGGCUAGAUGUGAAUAGCAGAAAUGAAAAGAACCGGCCAAAGUGAUUCGUAGGCUUUAAUUUUAAAACCGUGCUACCCAUGGCGCUAUUUUUGUAAACAAAGUUUAUUAGAAAAUAUAUUGGAAUUUGCAUGGGAUCGAUGUUCGACGCCAGCACGCGCGUUCAAUGCUAAUUUCGAUCCCGUCUUUCCCUAUUAAAUUUUCUGUUUUUGGAAACAACGCUAGUGCCAGAGUUUUUAAAUACACUCAACAAAAUUUUGUGCACUUAGAAAAAAUAUCGUUUGAAUGAAUCUCAUACUGUUACUGGAAUCAAACAAAAAGCUACAUAAUUCAAUUAACUUUGAAAUGUUAUUUUGCACGUUUAUCGAAGCUAGCUGUGAUAUAAGAGCUGUAUUAAACGAAUCAACCUGGCUAACCGAGGCCAUCCUGGCUCCAUAUGGCAGCCCCUUACUAAUAUGAACCUGCUGCUCUCAUUUCUGGUAUUUAUAAAAUGCUAAAAUCAAAUUGAAAUUUACUCCAAACGUGAUAAACUGGGUCUAUUAUUUAAAUUUCUAUACCAUCAAGAAUUCCGAGAAUUCAGACAUAUUACUAAAUGUUGAUUAAAACAACCUUUGCCAGACGGCGAGACGAUUAUAUAACCGCUUCUAAACUUAGUUCCAGAUAAAAUAUUUUGCCUUUUUGAGAAAAGUAAAAACGCUGUCGAAAACACAACAAUUAGCUUGGACAUUAUAGAGCAAAUUACCACACAUUUAACUAAUUUAAAGAAAAUUGCAAAACAAGAUCUACUUAAUUUCAUGAAAUACUGCCCAUACUCAUAGGGAGACCAAUAUAGUCCUUUAGAACUAACAAAGCUAUCCAGUAAUUAUAAAUAAAUAAAUAAACUAACUUUCUUUAUACUGGAUAGCUCUAUCAGUUCUAUACUGUUCUCCCUAGAGGUCCAGUAAGGAUCAUCUCUUAUUGAUCCAGUGUUGCUAUACAGGAGGUAACCUAAACUAAACUAACUGUAUUUAUCAGUACUGGAUAGCUCUAUCAGUUCUAAACUGUUCUUCCUACAGGUCCAGUAAGGAUCAUCUGUUAUUGAUCCAGUGUUACUACAGGAGGAAACCUAAACUAAACUAACUUUAUUUAUACAGGAUAUCUCUAUAUAAGUUCUAAACUGUUCUUCCUAGAGGUCCAGUAAGGAUAAACACUGGAUCAAUCAGGGAUGAUCCUUACUACAACUCUACAACAGUUUAUAGAAGUAAUAGAGCUAUAUCCAGUGCAAAUAAAGUUAAUCGAUUUUUAAACUAUAAAAGAGAUAUGUUAUUUGCUUCCCCUCAUUUAAAUCACGUUGGCUUUGAUUGUUUUUUAUUUGAACGUAAUCUUUGCGGGUUUCGCGACGCCAUAUCUUGCUAAGUGGGACAAACACAAUGAUACGAUGAGUAUCAAGAUAUGAUUGUCUGGAAACUGAGUCAUUGUGUAAUGUUUUUGUCUGAGUUUAUGUUAAUUUGUGCGCAGUUUAUGUUAACUGUUUGAACUCAUGCAGUUGUAUUUUUGUAUAGAGAGAUAGAUAGAUAAAUCGUUUAUUGCAAAAGGGAUACCAGCUUUGCAGUCAAAAACUGAAUUACGCUGAAAAACUCUUACCAUGAAUUGCGUAAAAGUUAUGUUACAUAUAAAAUUAUGAAUCAAAGUUAAAAAUUUCAGCGAAAUGUACUAUAAAUGAUUUCUUGAACCGAUCAGUCUUACUCCUCGGAAUUGAACGAAGUAUUCGUCCAAUAUAGGGAUAGCAGUGAGACGAAACAUGCAACCACGAUGAAUGAAUAUUUAGUGAAGUUGAGACAAAGGAUUUGUGCAAGGUGAGGUACAAUUCAACAUCAAACAAAUGAAAGCUCUUCUAUGUUGUGACUUUGAGGAUUGCCGGGCCUCCAGAUCAUCGUAUCUUGACAGACUACGUUUGCAUAACACUUUUUUUUUACAAAUGAUUAGCACUGCUGUAAAAAAUUCAGACAACAACAAUGCAUUAAUUGUCUAGGCCACAGGGCGGAGGAUUAUUUGCCACUUUUACAAAGAAAAGCUAUAUUGCCCUUUUUUAUACACUGAGUAUAGGCCUAAAUAAGGUGCGUUUUAUAAGUAAAAGCAGAGGUCAGCAUAAGUGAUGACCAAUUCGUGCAGUGAUACAAUGAAAGCGUGCCAGUGAUAAAGACCGCUAAGAAUGUGCACCAGUGAUAAGGCCGAGGGAAUUAAAGUCAUAGAAUACCGUCCUUAUAAUUUCAAAAAUAGAAGAGGCUUUUUUUCAUUAUUCAUUAUUCAUUAAUUUUAGAAAUGUGUGAAAAUUGGUCGAACAUCAAUAAACCUGCAUGUUCAGUAAUAUGCCAGCAAUGUUUAAAACUAGGCAGCGAAUGCCUGCGAAAUGAAAGCUUUGCUGUACAAGUAGACUUUGCCCUUAAUACAUGACUUCUGCGAUGAAUUAUAGUUUCAAGUGUAGAUAAUUGUUGAAAUAACAAUUUUUUUUUAAAUAAUGAUUUUUUUGUGGCAACAUUUUGUUGUUUCAACGUUGAAAUUUGGUAGAAAAAAGGUUGCGACGUCGACAACCUAAUAUCUACGUUGCUCUGACGUUGUUUUACAAACAUUGGUUCAACAGCAGCCAACAGACGUUGAAUUAACGUUCAUUCAUGGUUAAAUGUACGACGUCGAUUUGUGAACAAAUCUCAACGUUGUUUUAACGUGGAUUCAACGUUGAAUUAUGGUUGACGAGAUUGGCAACCUAAUUUCAACGUUGUUUCAACGUCGAAACAGUAACGUCGAUCCAAUUUGCAUAGUCAACCCUUUUUCAACGUCUAUCCAACGUCUGGAAGGUCAUUUUCAACGUUGAUUCAACGUUGGAUAAACGUCAUUUUGCCCGCUGAGUAUAUUGUUUUUGGAAUGCGGAGUAAUAAAUAUUUCAUCAAAUGAGGUCUGAAGGUGCUUAGCAGAGUAAAUUAUCAAAUGAAUAGUAAAAAGUAAUUCAACUUUGACAUCAGGUGAUCGCACGUUAAUUAAUACGUCAGUAGGUUUUCUUUUUCGCUUUUAUAAGGGACCGUUCAUUAUUUAUACCGGGGGUUGGUAUCGAAGCUAUAAAAGAAAAGCUAUAAAAUAAAAUAGAAUAAGACCAUGUCAGCUAUAAAAUAAAAUAGAAUAAGACCUAAAUUACCAUGCAUUGGAAAAUAUGAAAAAAAAUGUGUACAAUACAUUCUGUACCAAAAUUGACCAUCGGUGAUUGAGAAAGGACUCUAUCAUUGAUCAGCAGGAACGUGAUUGCUUUGGCACACUCAGUAAAUUUGAGUGUAAGUGAGCUUUUAUAAUAAAGGCAACUUGAUUUCUGUCACCAUAAUCUUCUUUGUUUAAUUAUUAUGAAGUAUAGUAACACAUGGGAUCUAGUCCAGUUCGAAAUGGAGGAUUUGAAAUGACAUCUCAUACGAAUAGGUCACUACUUAAAGUAAGAUGAACUACUUUUGAUCCAAUCCAAGGACUGACUUAAUUUGGAUCCAGUCCUGGCCUACGACUGAAUCAAUAUACUCACUAGGUAUCCAGUAUUAUUGUGUGAGCAAAACAAAGCAGUAUGGUUGGCUAAUUUACUCAUGAAUUAUUAACGAUUGAACAGUUCAAUAUUUCGACAUGCAUAUGACUUUCAAAAUAUUACAAGUUAGCGUUGGAAGACGUUUUUAACGUUGAUGAUCCAAGGACAUGGAAAUCUAUAUGUUUGUCUUGUAACAAGUCUCGUAAUCUGUCCUGCCAAAUAUCGUGUUGUUAUUAGAUUUAUGUUCGUUGUAUAUUGUUGUAUAGUAUUAAAAUAGUUAAUGGGGCCGCUGUAAUUAGUGAAAACUGUUGCGUGCACCCUGCCAAUGCCGGGAACACAUAUUAUAUGUUGUUGUAAAUCAGUGCUGUUAAAUUCUUGCAUGUUACUUGGCAAAGUUAAAUAAAUAAAUAAAUAAAUAAAUAUGCUUAAUGCUUUCAAUGUCACACUAUAGUUCAGCUGCGAUUUGUCCCAUUUGUAGAUUCUGAAUUGUCUUAUUCUCUUCGGCUCCUACAUACUGAACAGCAUUCUGACAUUGACGUCAUCUGCUCAGGUGCCCUGUUGCCAAUCGAUAUUUUCUGUCGUUAAGGCUAUCAGUUUUUGUGAUCACAGUAGGAAUUUUGCAUCGGUAAAUUCUAAGUUUUGAAGUCAGUUCCUUCAAACAUUUCUUACAAAUCCUUCAAAACUUAGAAUUUACCCAGCAUGCAAAAUUCCUAUUAUGAUCACAGAAACUUUGAUAGAGUAAACCUGGCGUUAGAGUCGGUUCCAACCCAUACGACCAAGCUUUGUGACUGGUCGAUUCUUACAAUAAAAGACAACUAUAGAAUCCAUCUUUCCAUCAAAUCAAAGAACAAGUUAUAACCAAUGAUUACUUUUGUUUGUAAAAAUGAGGAAACGUGUUCAUAUCCAUGGAAUAUAGGUACUUUAAUCCAUCAUAAAUCCUAAUUUGAGCUCGGAGUGGAUUAAUUACGUCUCGUGUAACUGACUUGUUUACCCCCAAGUCAUCUCAUUAACCCAGAUAACCUUAUCGUACUGUGGUUUGCAUUCUAAAAAUUCCCUCAUGUCUGCUUAUAGCACCGCGCGUGUGAUCCAAAUUACGCUUGGCAACCGAGCAAAUAUCGAAACCGCUCAUGGGCGUGUCCCUGCUGGUGUUAUAAAAGCCCACUGUCCCACAGCAUUUUCACAAUUUCCUGGUACCAUCAACAGAUAUCGAAGAAAAGCCGCAAGUACUACGAAUACUUUGUGA